AGACAGGUGAGCCAGGUAACCAAAGGAACCAUGCUUCCCAUAUUUUCGGGAAAGUUAUGCCAGUUUUUCAGUGUAGCUCGCUUCCCUUCUAUCCUGUUCCUUGGAAUUAUUUAUGUAGCCUAUGUCCUUGUUGGAGGGCUAAUCUUCUGGAAACUAGAAGGAUGGUACGUGUUGCAGCAGACUGAUCUUCUGAAAGAGAAAAGAAUUAAACUACUUGAGAAAUACCCAUGUGUGGGUCAGAAUGGGCUCCGAGAACUAGCACAGAUGAUAAAAGCUGCUUCCCUGAGUGGCUUGAGUCCAGACAGCAAUGAUACCGCAGAUGGCUUCUGGAAAUUUACCAGCUCAUCUGUGUUUGCGGCAACUGUGGUCACAACUAUUGGCUAUGGGAAUAUAUUUCCAUUGACGACAGCUGGUCAAAUCUUCUGUGUGUUGUUUGCACUUUUUGGCAUUCCCCUGAAUGUAGUGAUCUUAAAUAGAGUUGGGAAAUACAUGCUGGCCAUUGAAAGGAAUUUUUGCAAUUUUCUGGAGAAAAAAGUUGAUAGAGGGAAAUGUGUACGAAUAUCCAUUCACAGUAUAUCUUUUGUGAGCUCAGCAUUUCUGUACUUUGUGGUUCCUAUGCUGCUUUUUAAAGAGUAUGAGGGAUGGAGUUACGCUGAAGCCAUUUAUUACUGCUUCAUAACACUCAGCACUAUUGGAUUCGGAGAUUAUGUUGCAGAUAACAACCCAGCAAUAAAUUACCCAGAGUGGUACAGUUGUCUGAUGGCAGCCUGGAUAUUCUUUGGCCUGGCUUGGCUCGCUCUUCUGAUUAAUCACUCCAUUGAUUUACUGGAGAGUAUGAAUGCUUACAUAAGAGGAAGGCAGAAUGCACAAACACAAGUGGAGGAGUCCAAAGAACAGCCAGAAAAAGGACUGAAAGGGGAAGAAACAUGAAACAUGAAAAAUUAAUUUAACAGUGGUACGAAAAACAGGAAGGCGUCUGUGGUAUGAAUAAUGCUGUAUCUACUCAUCAUUACAAAAAAAUUUGGUUAAUUAUUAAGUAAAAUACUCAAUGUUUAAUGUAUCAUUCAAAUUAAUCGAUAAAAUUCAAAUAAUAGUUUCUUCUAAAAACUGAGCUAAAUGUUUAAAAUAAAUGUUUUGAUUUAAUAAUAAUGACAAUUGAUCACUUGUGUGACUGGCAGUGUUUGGCUUGAAAAUCUUGCUUGGUUCAAUUAAAAUUAAUUGCUGUCAUACCACUAACCAGCAAACCAAGCCAGGAGUUUAUUGAUUAUA
Messenger RNA from Cyprinus carpio (common carp), 1269 nucleotides. RefSeq names its product potassium two pore domain channel subfamily K member 17. Gene Ontology annotation, biological process: stabilization of membrane potential; potassium ion transmembrane transport. NCBI's taxonomy places the organism in Eukaryota, Metazoa, Chordata, Actinopteri, Cypriniformes, Cyprinidae. Gene Ontology annotation, cellular component: membrane. The record is from RefSeq and is a predicted model, not a curated record. Gene Ontology annotation, molecular function: potassium ion leak channel activity.